UACGCGCGCGAUCUCAAAUUUCGAACGAAAAUUAUUUGGUAUGUGAUGUGUCUUCAGUGAUAAACUUCGUGUCGGAUGAAAUCCGAUUUACUGUUUCGUACUCGAACGAAUUUCAGUUGUUUUAAUUAUUAUGUUCUGAUUUUCGGACUCACAACUCCAUUCUUUUUCGGAUUUUAUCACCGCGGAGACUUCAAAUUUUUUACUAUGUUGUCCAGAAUAACGAGUGGGAGUUUACCAACAUGCUAACAAAUAUUGGGCCCAGGGCCCAUCGACGACAGAAGACAUGGUAACGUGUCACAACGAAGGAGCGUCGCUUGGCGGCUUUCAUUUGGGUGUUCAGGAUGACUACCGACCGCGUGCGCCUAGUGUCUCCUCCCUAUCACACUACAAGCAAAAGAUUGAUGCACUUUUCGACGAUUCACGCUCUAUCACCAGCCUUGCACAGUAUGGACCCAUGUCGGAUAGGGAAAGAAAAGAUAGUAAGGUAAGCAUAACACAAGACAGCAAGGCGACGGUUAUAGAAGAUGAAAGUGGAUACUGUCAAACUAAAAUGAAGAAGAUCAACAAUACUGUACAAGACCGGAUAGAGAGGAUGUUUGCAGAUAUGGCAGGAGAAUCCAGACUCACAAUUGAAACUAUCGGUGUUCAUGUAUUCAAUGUUCACUACCUCGGUUCGACGCCAUUGCAGAGUAAAGUUUCUAGCCUCUCGGGCCUGCAAGAUCCGCUAAGAGAUUUAUAUUUUGCUUACAAAAGAAACUUUCGCCAGAAAAGCACGUUAACCGGUCGCUUAGAAAUAUCUAAAAGUGGUCUUAAAGUCCGAUACAAGGGAGAGAAAGGGGAUUUAGAACAGUUAAACCCUUUUCCAACUAUAGCCGUCUGGUCUGCUGUUAAAUUUGUAGUUCAGCCUUUAGAAAAAGAUCAAAAUGAAUUAAGCUAUGCUUUUGUUCCCUUAAUCACGGACCCUGAUAAUAUCGAUCGACAUGCGUUAUUCAAAGCUUUAGAUUCAUCCGAAAAAAAAUAUAUCCUCUCCCACAACGAAAAUUCACAUUCACCUCUUUUCGCUGUAGUGAUGAGGAAAAUAGGCGUCGCAAAACAAUUAGAGUGCCAUGGGUUUGUAUGUCAGACGACCGAGGACGCUAUUGUUAUAGCGGCCACGCUAUACAAAUCACUUAUGUCACAUAUGAGUAGACAAGGCCAUACCGAAAGUAAAAAGUUAAAAAAUCGAAACGGAAUAAGCUGUAUGAGUAUAUCCAGUAGUGUAGCAGCAAAUGAUAUACCAGUAAGACCUCCUCGAAAAAAACGCAGUACAUCUUCACUAAGUGGUGAUAGUGAUAAAGCCGACGGAUUUUCGGCAAGCGAGUCAUUUUGUGAAAAACCUAAAGUAGAAAGAACAAAAAAUUUAACGGAAUUCCCAAAUUUUUCGAAUCCAUGUUUGACUAAUUUAGAAUUGAAAAGAAUUACUGUUGAAGAAGUUAGAGCUAAACUAGAUACAAUAAAACAUGACACGAGUGGUAGUGAAACUCAAGGAUCCAAAAAAUCUAUAAAUAAAACACUGAAUGCCAUUCAAGUUAUGCCAUCACCAAACCCUCAGCCCCAGAGUAGCAGUGAAAACUCAGUUCGGAGCAAGGUAUCGGAAAAAAUUGAACUGUUUCGAGAGUUAGAAAGGCGAAAGAGUAUUCAAAGACCACCGACAUUACCUCCCCCUGUGCCAGCUAAACCGAAACCACAAAGUGAUCAAACUAAAGAGCCAUUGAGAAGAAGUCAAAGUGGUCGAAAAUCACUAAGCGAGUCAGGUGAUAUACUGACAAAAGUGGCUAUCCCCCGUUCGGGUAGCUUUUUGAACGCAGGAGGUCUUACUCGCUACAAAUCUAUUGGACAACGAAAUAAUGGAAAGAAAGGAGGUGGCUCGCCGCUGGGGUUUAACGAACUGUUUAAUGAAUUCAAAGUCCAAGAAAACUUGCAUUCAAUGGAUGAAAUCUUAAGUGUUAUUAUAGAUCCCGAGGGAAUGUCUUUCAACGACUUAAAGCCAAUUUACAAAGAGUUCCUCCUAAAACUGGCCGUUACACUCACUAAAGAUGAAAUAUUUCAACAUAGUAAAGCGAUCAUGAAGAAGCAAAAGAAAAAGAUUUUACGACGAAAUAGUACAUUUCAGAAUAAAAGAAGAAAAAUAUUCAAAGGAGCAAGUGGACUUCGUAUGGUAUUUAGAUUACCAUUUGGGAAAGAAGUUAGAAAAAAAGAAAAAAAGGCACAGCAGAAUCUGUUCGAAAUACAAAACGUACAAGACAGCGCGACCGUAAAAGAUCCUAUUUGCGAAAGUUCAGUUUCGACAUCUAGUUACGAUAUAAGGCAGUUUAGACCUAAAGAACCCGAAGUGCCUGCUCCAAAACGACAAAUAAGGCAAAGAAAUUCGAAACGUUCUGAAAAGUCUGGUCAUGUUUCAAAAAGAAGUGGCAAAGGAUCUAGACCUGGAGAAAGAACGUCAACUUCUGAAGACUCUGACUUUUUAACGUUAAGCAAUAGGCUGGGAUGUCAGAACAGAAAUAGCUCGAGUGGAUACGUCUCGUGUUCUGAAUGCGAAUCAGAAAGUUGUGUGGAUAGAUGCUAUUGCUCCUUAAAAGCAGAUUGCAAACCAAAAUGUUGCUGUACUGUAGAAACUGGCAAAGACUCAGCGAAGACGAAACUAAUAGGGAAAAGCUGUAAAGACUGCUUGAAAGAAGUGUACGAUGGGGACUACAGUUAUUGCUCUUGCGAUUCCGAAAGCUGCGCCGACAGCAAUAAGUGCUACUGCACGAGUCCCAGGAGACCCAUACAAAGCUCGCAAAGUCUCGAGUAUUUAAAAGCUCCCUCGACCAAAACACCUUCCGAUAGAGUAAAGCGAACUUUUGAAGAUUAUGAAGGAAAGCCUAGGACCAGGUCGGGAGCGUCCAGUCGAAGGCGGGAGGAGCGUCGUCAGGCGAAGAGUUCUGAUAGCCUCGCUCUGGACUACGAGCUCCUUUUGCAGAACAAACCAAGAGAUGCGCGUGCGCGCAAUAUGCAACGUCUCACAGUCCGGAGUACUGGCGCCGGUUCCGAGGACGCUCUUAGUGUGAAGAAAUCAGCAGAAAUGGCGGCUUUGUUCGCUGACGUCCGAUUAUCUCAACGCACCGAUGUGCGCUCCAUGGCCGGGGGGCGUAGAGCUAGGCCUCCGCCCCUGUCUCCGCCUGGGGUGCCCCCCAUAGCGAAACUGUUCGACCAUCGGCCUCUAAGCAGGAACCCUAGUCUUGAAGAUACUUUAGGAUACUUCCCUUGAUACCAAUAUCAAAUUAACAUACAUUUUGUUUUAUCUAAAUCACUGUGAAUGAGUAUGAGUGAAUGUAGGAAUGAAUGUUGAAUGAAGAGAUGAGUGAAUGAAUGUAUACACUUUUAAUUUACACCACACAAAAUUACAGAAAUAAGAGAAACGAGCACAAAACAGCGUGUACGAUUUUAGCUAUUAAAUCAAAACUGAAUAUAUACAGAUAUU
Messenger RNA from Pararge aegeria (speckled wood butterfly), 3502 nucleotides. RefSeq lists its product as uncharacterized. The coding region runs from base 284 to 3289 and encodes 1001 amino acids. The record is from RefSeq and is a predicted model, not a curated record. Lineage: Eukaryota; Metazoa; Arthropoda; Insecta; Lepidoptera; Nymphalidae. The transcript has 8 exons.